Mycetomoellerius zeteki is the source of this 2783-nucleotide messenger RNA. RefSeq names its product headcase protein. Bases 468 to 1877 code for a protein of 469 amino acids. The record is from RefSeq and is a predicted model, not a curated record. The transcript has 5 exons. Lineage: Eukaryota; Metazoa; Arthropoda; Insecta; Hymenoptera; Formicidae.
UCCUCCGCGACGCGUCGUGUCGUGUCGCGGUCUAGCAUCCUGACCUUGACUCCGAUGCCCCAGCGCGUCGAUAGAGACAUCGAGGAACGUCACGUCGUGUUCCGUGCAGGAUUCCCCCCUCGCGGUGUGCCGAUCGCGCGACCGGCGCGGGCGGUCCUGUUGUGACACGCGAAUGACCUUGAUUCUUCGGCGAGGCGACGCCUUGGAUAUCGCCGAGUCGUGCGAACCGGUCGCCCGCGAGAUCGGUUGAUUUGGUGUCUUUACACGUGUGAGGUGGGUCACCUGGAGAUGAACAAGUAGGAAAACAAGCCUGUAUCUUCGUGGCUAGAACGAAGCGUGCGUUCGUCGUCGCACCCACCAUCCGCGACAGCUCGAAUCUAUCGCGAGGCGUCAUCUGUGACGAAAGAACGACGUCCGAGAAAUAACGGAAGAGAACAUCUGACCUUGAAGUGCAGAGGACACCUUAUAUGGCACCGCGGCGUCACGCCAACGGCGGCCACGGAGGUGGCGGCGGUGGCCUCUUGGAGAACGGGGGCGUUGGCGUUGGCACUAACGAUCCCAUGGAUAAUCUGCUGGGCCCGAGCCAGACGACGCGCUGCUGCACGCCGACCGGCGAGUGUCUGCGCGGCGACACCCUCAUCCGCCUCAACGCCCUGCACGACGCGGUCAAGGUCACCUGCAAUAACGACAAUUGUCCGGUCGGUCAGUUCAUGCACCGUGAGUGCUUCGACGUCUGGGAGCAGACGGUACUCACGUAUCUGAAAAGCUGCGGCCGCGCUCGCAGCUGGUCCGAGCGUCAACGUCAUCAGAAUCUCUGGACGAAGAAGGGCUACGAUCUCGCGUUCAAGGCGUGCGGCUGCCGCUGCGGUCGCGGCCACCUUAAGAAGGACCUCGACUGGAUGCCGCCCGGUCUCGGCAACGUGCCUGGCAACCGCCCCGACGAAAACGAGGCGAAGAAGAAGAAGCGACGCAACCGUCAGAACACCAGGCCGAGCCUGGCCGUGUCGGCCGGCCCGCCGAAUCACGGCAAUCACGUCGUCGCCGCGAACGGCCGCGGCACCAGCGAGGCGCAGAUGAUCGAGUCUGGCCGCGGUAGGGCCGGCUCCUUGUCGUCCAGCACCGGUUCCAGCUCGCCGCCGGCCACCAGCGAACCCAGCGUCAGCCCUCUUCAUCAGCCGCAGGCUAUCAUGAAGAAGAAGAGCAAGGUCGACUUUUUCAGCGAUCGCGCGAGACAAAGCUGCGGCGCCAACGGUAUCUUUUCGCGUCGUCUGGAUUUCAGCGCUUUCAACAGUCUGCCCCGCACCAAGCUUAACUCCUAUCAUAUUAAGAUGGAAGACGAGGGCAACCACGGCAACGACGACACCAGAUGCUUCAUUCUAUCAACAUUGGCUGCUCUGCAGUGGUCUCGAGUAACAUGUGUCCUUUGUCGCGCUGCCAUGCUGGUUUUCGACAGGUAUCCGUUGGUGGACGGCACAUUCUUCUUGUCACCCAGACAACAUUCGCCUGCUUGCGCUGAGGUGAAGGUCGAAGGUCGCACACAAUUUUUGUCAGCUGUGUGCAUGAGUUGUUUGGAGGGCAGCGGCGGCCAGCCCGUACGCUGUCGUUUCUGCACCCAGCCGUGGGAUGGCUCGAGCUUGGUUCUCGGAACCAUGUACAGCUACGAUAUCUUCGCUGCAAUGCCCUGCUGCAGCGAGCGACUCAAGUGCAACAGCUGCCAGAAACCCCUGAUCUACCCUCAUCAGCGACUGAACUUCUACUCGGAUUACAGCCGCGUCUUUGGCUGCCCACACUGCAGGACGGUCGACGCCCACUUUGUGAAACCGCUCUCGGCCUGCUUCACCCGCGAGCAGUUUCAGCUCUACAGCCAGUGGCCGUAACCAUUAGAGAACUUAGCGAACCGCCGCCGUAUGCGCACGACCGCGGCUGACUUGUAUCCUCUCUUUUACAAGUCGAUCUCCCUGUUCCGGACGACCGUGCUCUAGAAUCCUCCCCUCGCGACCUGUAAGAGACUUGAUGAUGGCGAACGCGCACGGGGGCCGCGAUCCUUCCUGGCGCGUGUUGUCGGCCGGAUCCACCGAUGUAUUAAUUCCUAUUAACUCGCCAAACACUUUUAUUUCGGUCGACAACUGAUGUUGUUUCUUCGUAAUUCCUUAGGAAACAUUUUUUUUUAGCAAUCUAUUCUAUACGAUGACGGUACACGCGAGCCCCUUGGCGCAUUCCCGUAGUACUAAAAUUUAAGAUGUUUCUUUUUAACGUCAAUUGUAGAUUUGUUUGUCUAGAUUGAUCUUAAGCGGGAGACGUCGAAUUAUUGACGUUUUCGUUUGACGAUGCGCGAGGCGAGACUUGCAAAAUUAGUAUGCUUUAUUUUCCCCAUAACGUUGCUCUUUAAGUUUCUUAAGGCAUUUAUCGUGCGUUUUGCUGUAAUAAACGGCAAUUAAUUUUUUUAUUAGUAUACACUACGUUUUGACAAUUGUGUCAUUACAAACGUAGUUCUCUGAUAUAGGUGAGUUUUAACUAGUAAAAUUUUUUUGUUGGAGAAAUCUGUGUGUUUCAUCAUUUAUGCACAAAAGUUUUGGGCUACAAGCUGAAUCAUCUCUUGGACGGUUUCUUUCGGAAACUUCGGGUGACAAGUGUGACAGCUUCGCCGUCUCCCGUUUCGUAAUAUAGUUGAAAUUACUUUAAAGAAAAAUAAAUACAUGAAAUAAAUUUAGGCGGAGAGAAACGAUAUUAGACACGGAGAGAAAGGUCGAUUCUCUUUAUUAUAAAUGUGUAUAAAGAAAAAA